Molecule: messenger RNA, 1767 nt
Organism: Australozyma saopauloensis
Lineage: Eukaryota; Fungi; Ascomycota; Pichiomycetes; Serinales; Metschnikowiaceae
Gene: AHR1
Product: Zn(II)2Cys6 transcription factor AHR1
Exons: 1
Coding region: 1-1767 (588 amino acids)
Biological process (GO): positive regulation of transcription by RNA polymerase II
Cellular component (GO): nucleus
Molecular function (GO): transcription cis-regulatory region binding; DNA-binding transcription factor activity, RNA polymerase II-specific; zinc ion binding
Source: RefSeq, a predicted model, not a curated record
AUGAAUCGAAGAACAAAACCGAAGAAGCUCCGAACGAGAUCAGGAUGCUUCACAUGUCGAGAUCGUCACAUGAAGUGUGACGAGCAGAAGCCGGUUUGUCAGAACUGUAUAAACUCUAGACGAAAGUGCUACCGAGGAAUCCGCCUUAACUUUACCCAAUACACUCUCUACGAUCCCAAAGACUCUCUUAAUAAUAGCCAAAACCCGUCUAGCAGGAAUGAGAGUCAAAAGUUUCGGAUUCUAGAUCAAUCUAUAGCAGUAUCAACGCUAUACGAGGAAGGGCCUGAGCGUUAUAAGGCUUUCAGGAAGUUACACAGGCCGGAAGACUUGAAGGAAGCUGAAUCGAAGUUCAUGGCUGAAUUGCUUCCACAACCUGCUUCUUUAUCUGCUGGAAACUCCAGCAUAUCACCAGGUAGAUUGGUAGCAUCUGAAGGGGUCUUCAAUGCCGCGAGCUCGAGCAAGACUGGCUCUUCGCAGAACUUCUUUGAGUAUCCAUUUAAUCCUACCAACCAAGCUUGUUUCACAUUAAAGGAAAGUAUGUUCAUCGAGAACUAUGAUAUAAAGAAUUAUCUUUUACACCAGCAACAACAACAACUACUGAAUACUGCUGAGCCAAUCAGAGAUUAUGUCAAAACAAUACCGUCAAUACUGGUUUUUCAUAGCCAGACCAAUUUCGAUCCGACUCUAGAGCCUGAUCUUGCGCUAAAUCCGUCAAAUAUGCGAGUGUUUAUCUCUGUCAUUCAAUCUCAGAAUUAUGCUUGGCUAUUGGAUUUGUUUAAUGAAAUAACGGUCUGGAAAUCAGUUGUUCCCAACUAUUGCAUAAAGCUUGUUCAGGCUGCAGAAGCACCUACUGUCACCAAACGCGGUCGUUUGAAGUUGAAGUUUCUUUUCGGUUGUAUCUUGUGUUGCGCUGAUCUGACUCCGUUGGAGAAACUUACGAAUCUUGCUAAGGUGCAACUUGAUCUCUGGCGUGAAUUUCGUACUAAGGAAAUCUCCGUAGCAUCAUUUCCCUCUUUUGAACGACUUCUAUUAUCUGUCGUGUUGAUCUUAUGCAGCGUUAUGCAACACACUAGCAAACCGAGUUUUCAUUACACUCAAGAGCUUGCAGCGAUUCUUGCUAAUCAAGGCAGGAUACUCAAUAAACUAAUUGGAAGGUAUCAGGGUAUAUCUUCUUCGAAAAUCCGAAGAUUGAGCAGUGCUAGUCUUGUGAUCACUUCAUUUCAAGCAAUUACUAUUUUGAGGUUUUUCAUAAAAAAACAACUUCUUCAAAAAGCACCAGUAUCGUUCAUGUCUGCUUUCAAUCCAUUACACAAGAUUGAUUCUCCGUUAGAACAAGUAAUUGAUUACGAUACAAGUGGUCACAACAUCUCCGACUUCUUCGCAAUUACACCAUUUGAACUUGAUCACAUUGUUCUACCUUCUCAAGACAAAGAUUUAAAUCCAAACGGAUCAAGUUCAGACUCCAAAAAGCUUCGUCUAUGCCUUUUGAAACUUGUGCGUCAGGAAUACUUGUCGGAGAACAUUACGAUGGAUGACUUGCCUGAAACUACUAAUUAUGGACAAUCAUCCAUCUUGAUUCCAAAUGACAAAUGUGUCGCGCUUAAUAUUUUGAACUCAUACUUUAUGUCAAAGUUUCACCACAAAGACGAGGGAAAACACACAGCAAAAGCAAGGCUACGACAUAUUUUUGACAUGAUCAGCAAAUCCAUGAUGUCAGAAGAUGUGAAACAAAAGUGGAUCACAUGUUUUGGCUGGACUUUACUGUAG